CGGAAAGCUGUCGUUCAUCAACUUCCGGUGUCGCGGUGUAGCUGAGAGACGACGCAAAAAAGCGGGCAUGCUAAGUCCUUUGUUGUUACAGCUCGCCUAAACGCGUUUGUUUACGUGCAUUGCGUCGUUAAAAACGUACAAACUCGUUUGGUGGAUGAGCUCACCCUUUACUGGGUGUAUUUGGAGUAGGUGCGUCGCACUCACCAGGGUAGCAGACAAGCUAGCGGUGUGAGGAGAAGGCCCUCUCCGCUGCUAACUGUAGCUGGCUAAUCCUCGGAAACACGUUUUCUAAUUAAUUGGGCGCGCUUUCUUUCCAUAAGUCACUCAGACUCCAAGCUGCAAUUUGUUGCUUGGUUGAAUUUGCGUUUCACUUCGUAUCGAUCGCCAUAGUUGUUUUUGUUGGCCGUAAGUUUUUUGGGGAGCGUGGUUGACAUUGUUGUUAGCAUCAGCUAGCCACCGCCGCCUGAUCAACGCAGUUGUAGCUCACAAGUGAAACAUGUCGGACUUCGAUGAAUUUGAGAGGCAGCUGUCGGAAAACAAACAAGUUGUUCCUACAGCUGAAAGGGACAAGGAGAACCGACAUCACCGCCGUUCUGCAUCUCGCAGCAGAAGCAGAGAUAGGAAGAGGAGGAGCAGAGAGAGGGACAGACGCAGCAGGGACCGCCGUGGUGACAGUAAGGACCGCAGGCACAGACGAAGCUCACCGGCCAGCUUCCCCCAGGACAAUACUGGAAGCCGCUCUCCGCAUCGUGAAAAGAAGAAGAAGGUGAAGAAGUACUGGGAUGUUCCCCCACCUGGCUUUGAGCACAUCACCCCCAUGCAGUACAAAGCCAUGCAAGCUGCUGGCCAGAUUCCUGCGACUGCUCUUCUGCCGACCAUGACUCCAGAUGGUCUGGCUGUUACACCCACCCCUGUGCCUGUUGUGGGCAGUCAGAUGACGAGGCAGGCUCGUCGACUUUAUGUGGGAAACAUUCCCUUUGGUAUCACAGAGGAGUCAAUGAUGGACUUCUUCAAUGCUCAGAUGCGUUUGGGUGGUCUAACUCAGGCUCCUGGAAACCCUGUUCUUGCAGUUCAGAUAAACCAGGAUAAGAAUUUUGCCUUCCUUGAGUUUCGUUCAGUUGACGAAACAACACAGGCAAUGGCAUUUGAUGGCAUCAUUUUUCAAGGCCAGAGUCUAAAGAUCCGUCGUCCCCAUGAUUACCAGCCACUGCCGGGCAUGAGCGAGAAUCCCAGUGUCUAUGUGCCUGGUAUACAGCCAAUUAAUGGUGUGGUGUCCACUGUUGUGCCCGAUUCUGCUCACAAGCUCUUUAUCGGUGGCCUGCCCAAUUACCUAAAUGAUGACCAGGUCAAAGAGCUACUGACGUCAUUCGGGCCCCUGAAGGCCUUUAACCUGGUGAAGGACAGUGCCACCGGCCUUUCUAAAGGAUAUGCUUUUUGUGAAUAUGUUGAUGUCAACCUAAAUGAUCAGGCUAUUGCUGGCCUGAAUGGCAUGCAGCUGGGAGACAAGAAGCUUCUAGUGCAAAGAGCCAGUGUGGGAUCCAAGAACGCCACUUUGACUACUAUAAACCAGACCCCAGUGACGCUGCAGGUGCCGGGUCUUAACAGCGCAGUCACCCAGAUGGGCGGUCUGCCUACUGAGGUGCUGUGCCUGAUGAACAUGGUGGCUCCAGAAGAGCUGCUUGAUGAUGAAGAAUAUGAGGAAAUUGUGGAGGAUGUCAGGGAAGAGUGCAGCAAGUACGGUCAAGUGAAAAGCAUUGAGAUCCCACGACCCGUGGACGGCCUCGAGGUGCCGGGCACUGGAAAGAUUUUUGUGGAGUUCAUGUCGGUGUUCGACUCCCAGAAAGCCAUGCAAGGCCUCACAGGAAGGAAGUUUGCCAAUCGGGUGGUGGUUACCAAAUACUGCGAUCCAGAUGCAUAUCACCGCAGAGAUUUCUGGUAAAGACAAGACAGAGAUGGGGUGGGUGGUUUGGCUAUAUCCCCUUUCCAAAUCCAACUUGGCAUCACUUCAUGAGGGUCAGAGAGGGCAAACUGUUUGGGAAAAUGAACUUAUGCGUCAUAAUAUGAGACCACUUAUAACAGCUUUGACUCACAGUUGGCACCAGAGGCUUUGGGAAGGUUUACAUCUAGUCCUUGAGGACGAGCUGUAGUGAGGAUAUAGCCGAGUGUUGUAAGAGUAUGCCCCACUUUUUUCGCAAAUGUGUGUAAUAAUAGUUCCAGGAUUUGGGUUGACAAUUUUUUUAUACUUUAAGACUGAUGACCUAGUUGCCACAGUUAAAAUUUGUAUUUAAACGAAGGUAGCCUGUGAGUACGUGAGGAAGAGCUGCAUUCGGGAACAAGCUGUUGAGAAGAAGAGGGAUGUUCAUUUGUUAAGAGCGGUUAAAGAUGUUCUCUUUUUGUUUUCGCCACCUUUCGUAGAAAAAUAGCUGUGAUUUCACUUCAGUAUUGCCACCAUUACAAGGCAAGAGUCCUCGUUUUUGAUAAAUUCGUCUCACCUUUCUUCGUUUCUGUCACAGUAGCGCCCCCGCUGAACUAAUGUCGGAGAAACUGAUUGUUUCUGAAUGUCGGCUGUCAUUGCUCGAAUCCUGUCAUCACUGAGCUGUAACCUCCCUCUGUAUUUGUCCUGCCUCGACUUAGAUAUUUUUGAUUGUGCAUCUUCUAGCUGAUUCUGUUGCUGACCACAGGUCUGAAAUUGAAUUACAACUGGCAGAGGCAAAUGCGUUUCUCUCUUUUUAACCUAACGGCCUUCAUGCCAGUCCAUCCCAAUUUGGCCAAACUGAGCUAUGCUUCCUGUUACAAUGAAUUGGUCACAAUCAUCUUCUUUUGCUCGAUUUACAAGCUUUUUUCCCCCGUCUUUAUCUAAAAUGAGAGAUUUGUUGGACCCAAUGUCUUUUGUGUAUUUGACCAAAUAAACGUGAUUAAUAUCAAA
This is a messenger RNA of Synchiropus splendidus (mandarinfish), 2926 nucleotides long. It is a transcript of the gene u2af2a, whose product is annotated as U2 small nuclear RNA auxiliary factor 2a. NCBI's taxonomy places the organism in Eukaryota, Metazoa, Chordata, Actinopteri, Syngnathiformes, Callionymidae. Gene Ontology annotation, cellular component: U2AF complex; nuclear speck; nucleus. Gene Ontology annotation, biological process: mRNA processing. The coding region runs from base 497 to 1939 and encodes 480 amino acids. Gene Ontology annotation, molecular function: pre-mRNA 3'-splice site binding; poly-pyrimidine tract binding. The record is from RefSeq and is a predicted model, not a curated record. The transcript has 12 exons.